GUGUUUUUCACCUCUAGUUGGCAAAGCUGUAAAAACUGUUCUUUGUUCAAAAAAUGGAGCCAUCCAAGUUGCCCAGUCAAGUUCCGAGUCAAGUUCCCAGUCAAGUAUUUCCGAUCGCGCAUCUUCCUCCGUCUCUUCCUUUAGAAAAGCGUUUUGUAGAUUGGGCGGACCAGUGGGAAUCUAGGAUAUGUAUUAACCAUUGGUUAGGGAGGUGCGAUCGUCCUCAGUUUUUGUGCCCAUUCAUUCACCUGCAAGCGUGUGAGUUGUCAAAAGGCCUCCCUCGGCAGUAUGAUCCGGUGCCAGAAAACAACUUCGACACUCCUGGCCCUCCGGCUGACAACGAAUCGGAUGGGUCCAGCGUUAGCCAGACGAAGCCGUCGGAAAAGCCAUCGAAAGAAGAGUAAUUACGAUAUCGUGAGCGUCGAAGUAGCGGAAUGCUUACGAGGGAGGUCUCCACAUUGUGAUAUUUUUGUACAUGUAUAACAACGCAUGCAAUGUUUUUGUGUCAAACAAAAGGUCAUGGUUUUAUUUAUUACAAUGCAUGCACAAUAGGAACAUAGUCUCGUUGCAAACCACAUGUCACGAGCAUGCACAUAUGUAUACAAUGUUCACGUUUCUGUAUACAAUAUCACGUUUUAGGUGCAAUGCCAUAUAAUGUGCAAUGUUUUCGUGUGAAAUAAAAAAAGUUUAU
Molecule: messenger RNA, 691 nt
Organism: Sycon ciliatum
Lineage: Eukaryota; Metazoa; Porifera; Calcarea; Leucosolenida; Sycettidae
Exons: 4
Coding region: 54-404 (116 amino acids)
Source: RefSeq, a predicted model, not a curated record